Leptinotarsa decemlineata (Colorado potato beetle) is the source of this 530-nucleotide messenger RNA. It is a transcript of the gene RpS23, whose product is annotated as Ribosomal protein S23. The record is from RefSeq and is a predicted model, not a curated record. Gene Ontology annotation, biological process: translation. Lineage: Eukaryota; Metazoa; Arthropoda; Insecta; Coleoptera; Chrysomelidae. Gene Ontology annotation, molecular function: structural constituent of ribosome. Gene Ontology annotation, cellular component: ribosome; small ribosomal subunit.
UUUUUUCCGUUGGCUACAUUGAUUAUGAGUAACCAUUAAGGUAUAUCCGUUGGUAGUGUUGGUGUCUGUCGUUUGUUCUUUCUGCUUAAAGUUACAGAAUCGUCAACAUGGGCAAACCCCGUGGAUUGAAGACUGCAAGAAAACAUGUGAACCAUCGUAGACAACAAAGAUGGGCCGACAAAGACUACAAAAAGGCACACUUGGGAACACGGUGGAAGGCCAAUCCUUUCGGAGGAGCUUCACACGCUAAUGGAAUCGUACUUGAAAAAGUAGGAGUUGAAGCCAAACAACCUAAUUCUGCUAUUCGUAAGUGCGUAAGAGUCCAACUUAUUAAAAACGGUAAAAAAAUUACCGCAUUCGUACCUAGGGAUGGAUGUCUAAAUCACAUUGAAGAAAAUGACGAAGUCCUAGUAGCAGGUUUUGGACGAAAAGGUCAUGCUGUUGGUGAUAUUCCUGGAGUAAGAUUUAAGGUAAGCAAAUUCUCAAAACACUUCAGUUCUGGAAAAAAGUGUUGAAAGUCUGUUAUCAAA